This is a messenger RNA of Rhincodon typus (whale shark), 3284 nucleotides long. Its product is annotated as FYN-binding protein 1. Gene Ontology annotation, biological process: protein localization to plasma membrane; T cell receptor signaling pathway; integrin-mediated signaling pathway. NCBI's taxonomy places the organism in Eukaryota, Metazoa, Chordata, Chondrichthyes, Orectolobiformes, Rhincodontidae. Bases 151 to 2532 code for a protein of 793 amino acids. Gene Ontology annotation, molecular function: lipid binding; protein binding. Gene Ontology annotation, cellular component: plasma membrane. The transcript has 16 exons. The record is from RefSeq and is a predicted model, not a curated record.
AGUUGACUGUGGUAAUCAAGUUUCCUGUACUGUGUCUGCAGUACUACACUUCAGCACUCAAGCAGGAAGUACAUGAUACAGAGAAGAGACUAAACCGUAUGGAUGUACUCGACCACAGCAACCAGGGAGUAAUUAUAGCCACAAAACAACAUGGAUGGCAAAUCGGAUGUGAAGGCUCUGAUGGCGAGGUUUGGCAACAAGCCUGCGGAGGAGACAUCCUCCUUAGGCCCUCGGCCUGCCAGGUUCACUCCUCACGUCUCAUCCCAAGGGAACACAUCCUCAGUGGCCAGCAAGGCUGCUGGAUUUGAAAGCUCUGCCGCUCCCAAGUUCCCAGCACUCAGAUCAACAGGCUCCUUCAGCGAGAAAUCCAGCCAAGCCGCACCCAAACCAUUCCAGGAGAAGCCAGCUUUUCCCAAGCCGUCAGCUGUGAAAGCUCAGUUUGAGGGACUCAACAAGGAAGGCAAUGAUUGCAAACCUCCGUUUCCGAAGUCAGCUCUGGGGGUUAAACCUUCCCUGAACACCUUCAAUGCUCAGAAAGCUGAGAAAGACGAGAAGUCUCCUUUCCCAAAGCCUCAGAUCGGACUGAGGCCUACACUGGACUCGGCUGAUUCACAAAAGGAAAAUGAAGUUCAGCCAACCUUUCCCAAACCGUCUCCGUUUUCCAAACCAUUGAAUCCAGUCACAUCCCAUGAAUCCAAGCCAGUUUUCCCCAAAUCCCAGUUCCCAAAGCCCCUACCUAGUCACUCAGGCAAUGUGGUUGAAGACAGACCCUCAAAGCCUGCAUUCUCCAAAACUCCUACAGGGCUGAAACAUUGGAAUGAAGUCAGCAGCACGCUGAAAGAAAACAAGGAGGAUGUUGUCAAAGAGGACACUGUGACUGGGAAAGGGGAUGGGGCCUUUGGUUUGAGGUCCCUCAGACCCAUGAAUGAGCGAGGGAGAUUCCUCAGUCAUGGCGGAGAGGACAAGGCAUCAACAUCCUACAAGAACAAGAGUGAGCCCCUGAGGCCCAGUGGCUUGAAGAGCUUCCCUCCAAAACCCAAACAGGAAGAGGCCUCUGCUUCACCCUCAGGGGCCAGCAGUGUCCUGAAGCUGCAGAACCAGUUCCUGAACAAGGCGCACAGUCAAGAGACUGAGGUGGGACCAAAGGAUCCAAACGCCCCCAAACGGAGAACCCUGCCUGCUCCAUGGACCCUGGGGGCCCCACCUCAAAAACCCAACAGACCUCCAACAGUGAACUUGGACCUUUUCCGCCAUCCCCAGGAGAAGGAGCUCCCAGCACCACCAGUUUCUAAUCGUCUCGCCAAUAAGCCACCACCUAUGCCCGGUCCCUCAGCACCCAAUCUGCCCCCUCGGCCUCCGAUCAGCAAACCUCCUGAGAUCAUAUCGCUGAAGGAACUCAAGGAGCAAGAGAAGAAAAGGGAGAAGGAAGAGAAACGACGACAAGAGCAAGAGAGAAAAGAGCAGAAAGAGAAAGAGAAGAGAGAGCAGGAAAUGAGAAAAAAGUUCAAGCUCUCCGGGCCAAUUGAGGUCAUCCAGACCGUGAAGGUGACAAUGGAUUACAAAGGUGGAAAGAAUGAACUGUCGUGUAAACAGGGCGAGUGCUUGGAGGUCAUCCGCAUCACCAACAAUCCUGAAGGCAAAUGGCUGGCCAGGACAUUAGAUGGUUCCUAUGGGUACAUUAAAGUAACGUGUGUGGAUAUCAACUAUGAUGAGAUAAGGAAGAAAACAGCUAACAUGCCCGUCAUGAAGCAACCAAUCCAAGACCAGGAACUCUAUGACGAUGUUGCACCAAAUGAUGACAUAGGGAAUGGGAGCGGCAAUACAGGGGGCAGUGGGCUCUUUCCUCCUCCUCCUUCCAGUGACGAUAUCUACGAUGAUGUUGAUGGUAUACCUGAAGACGUGAAGCCUCGCCCUGCGUCACAGGAUGCCUCAAAGACUGGGUCCUGGUCCUGGGGACUCCUGAAGAAGAGGAAGGUGGAGAAAGACGACAAAGACAAAAAGGCGAGAGAAAAGGAUAACAGUGACGCUCAGGGUGAAAGCGGUGAACGGCAACUCCCGUCUAUUCCUUCACCUGCAGAGCUUCCAACAGAGGGGGAGGACGUUUAUGAUGAUGUUGGCGCUGAAGAUUUCCCUCCACCACCUCCUGAAUCAAGUUUGCCAAAGUACUCAAAACUACCAACAACUGCAAAAGCCAAAAAGGAUGAAAAGGAUCCCAAAAGAAACAAAAGGAUGGAGAAAGAGGAAAAAGACUUCAGGAAAAAAUUUAAAUAUGAUGGAGAAAUACGAGUUCUCGGAACUGUUGAGGUUGUCCAGGACUUAACUGUAAAAAAGUGGACCAACCGUGAGCUGCCAGUGAAAGCAGGCGAAGUGUUAGACAUUAUACAGCACACUGAUAACACAAAACUGCUUUGUCGGAAUGAAGAAGGGAAAUUUGGAUAUGUUCAAAAAAUCAACUUAGCAUUAGGAAACAGAGAAGGGGACGGUGAGAUCUAUGAUGAUAUUGAUACAGAAUGCAUCUACGAUAAUGACUGACCACAACUCAAAAGGAAUUGUAAGGAGCUCCCAGAAUUCAGCUCACCCACACCUCCUUCCAUUUGUGCUGUUUAACAAUCCACAAUUUGCACGCUGCAAAGAAACCUGCAAGCUCUUCAGCUAUCGACAUGUUGCUUCUCAAAGACUAACUGAAAACUGAUCCCUCCACCUCCAGAGGGAUGAGUCCAGAAAACAAAUGAUGAAGUUGCAUUAUGCAACAUGUUUGAUGUUUGAAAUUUCUGAAGAAGGGUCUAGGCCCGAAACGUCAGCCUUCCUGCUCCUCUGAUGCUGCUUGGCCUGCUGUGUUCAUCCAGCUCUUCACCUUGUUAUCUCAGAUUCUCCAGCAUCUGCAGUUCCUGCUUUCUCUGACAUUUGAAAAGAUUAUUUUUUCUCAAACAAUCUGAACCAUGGAUUUCGUUUGGAAAUAAGAAUUAUUUAUAUGAAUGUGACCAUUUGGACUAAUCCAAUAAUAAUGAAUAUCUUUGGACAUAGAGAGUUCUUUUGUUAUUUUUCAUCCUGAGAAUAAUGUUUUGUACACUUGAUUUGAUAGGUUACUGCUGUUUAACUAUUCCUCAGUUCCAGUGAUUAAAAUAUACAAACGUGUGAGAAAUGUAUCCUACUUUUGUAGGCAUUGAGUUAAAUAUCUUCUCAUUCCUUGUUGAAUUCUUUCUCAGUUUGUGAAUGGUCGCUUGGUGUUGGGCAGCGAAUAACCUGUUUUCUGUGUGAUUAAAGAAUGUUUGUUUACCUUGUAA